UCGGCAAUUUAACGUCCUCUUGUGUGAAAAAAGAAUUUUCGCGAGUUCCAGUAAACCAGUAAGAAAAGGGCCAGGGAAAGUAGUGUCCAGUUGGCUCCUUUUUCCCAUCCCAAGCCGUAUAAAGUUGCCGUACGGGACAACGCAGACAGACAACUUGCAAUCGCCGAGCAUUGUGGAAGAUUCUGUUUUCGACAGUAAAACAGCCGCCAUGUGGUUUUCUUUGGUUAAUCGUAUGGCCGUUCCAGUUACGGGACGCCUGAUACGUAACGUGAGUCGUCCUGCCACGAACGCUAUGAUGAUGCUGGCUCCAAGCAAGCCGCCUUUGGGUACGGAAGUACCGUGGGCUAGAUCCUUUACCCAAACGUCCGUAAAUCGCGAUAUUGAUUCUGCGGCCAAGUUCAUCGGUGCCGGUGCCGCUACGGUCGGUGUUGCUGGAUCGGGCGGUGGUAUCGGAACGGUUUUUGGCUCUCUAAUCAUCGGAUACGCCCGCAAUCCGUCGCUGAAGCAGCAGCUCUUCUCGUACGCCAUCUUGGGCUUUGCUCUCUCGGAAGCCAUGGGACUAUUCUGCCUGAUGAUGGCCUUCUUGCUGCUCUUUGCGUUCUAAACUGAGCGCACGUAAAACCGGGUGCAUUUAAUGU
This is a messenger RNA of Anopheles bellator, 638 nucleotides long. RefSeq names its product ATP synthase lipid-binding protein, mitochondrial-like. Bases 209 to 604 code for a protein of 131 amino acids. The transcript is spliced from 3 exons. The record is from RefSeq and is a predicted model, not a curated record. Lineage: Eukaryota; Metazoa; Arthropoda; Insecta; Diptera; Culicidae. Gene Ontology annotation, molecular function: proton transmembrane transporter activity. Gene Ontology annotation, biological process: proton motive force-driven ATP synthesis; proton transmembrane transport.